This is a messenger RNA of Fusarium sp. VM40, 393 nucleotides long. The record is from the annotation of a GenBank genome assembly. Lineage: Eukaryota; Fungi; Ascomycota; Sordariomycetes; Hypocreales; Nectriaceae.
AUGGCAUCUAUCUCUCAAGAGCAACGCGACCGUCCUCGCGAGACAGUCAAGGUCCUCUAUGACUACGAACUAGCCAACGCACCCGGCAAAUCCAUCGUCGGUCUACAAGUCCACUACGGUCCCAACGGCUGGACGCCUCCGCACACCCACGCAGGCGCAGACGUCGUCGCAACAGUGACGCAGGGUCGCCUCCUCAGCGGGAUGAAUGGCAACACACCCAAGGUAUAUCACGUGGGAGAGAGUUUCCGUGAGCUGCCGGGAUGUCAUCACACUGUUAGCGAUAAUGAUAGCGCUACUGAGGAUACCACAUUUAUCGCGGUCAUGGUAUUUGAUACUGAGGUUGUGAAGAAGGGGUACCAGGCUCUUGUGGUGCUGGAUAAUGGCUAUGAGUAA